Molecule: messenger RNA, 582 nt
Organism: Nicotiana tabacum (common tobacco)
Lineage: Eukaryota; Viridiplantae; Streptophyta; Magnoliopsida; Solanales; Solanaceae
Product: cell number regulator 2-like
Source: RefSeq, a predicted model, not a curated record
AAUUAACCUCUUAAUAUCCUUUCAAUUCCUUCAUUUUAUUUGUUCUACAAAAUGCCAUCAACAGCAAAUUCAACAGAGGAUCAAUGGUCAAGUGGACUUUGUGAUUGCUUAGAUGAUCCCAUCAACUGUGUGGCUACUUGUUUUUUCCCUUGCAUCACUAUGGGGGAGAAUGCUGAGAUUAUAUCAAAAGGACAAACAUCUUGUAUAGCAGCAACCACAAUCUACUAUUUGCUGUGCUCAAUAGGGUGUCAACCUGGUUAUGGAUUUCUAUACAGAUCGAGACUACGAAAACUGUUAGGUUUGCCAAAGGAAACAUGUAAAGAUAACAUUGUACAUACCUGCUGCUGUUUUUGUGCACUUUGUCAAGAACAUAGAGAACUCAAACUCCAUGGAGCUGAUCCUGCCAUUGGUUGGAAAGCAAAUGUGGAGAAUUGGAGAAGCCAAGCAGUCACUGUGCCUCCGUUCUUUGAACCAGAGAUGAUGCGUUAGGCCUGCGUUCGGAGGCGGAUUUAGAAUUUAAAUUUUAUGGAUUAGAUGUAGUAUUCUAUAACAAUUAAUUUAAUGUAUUGGGUUUGAAAUUAA